UUAUUGUUGCUAGGACAGACAGCGUCCCAAACAAAUUGGAACAGAACAUUGACUUUGACGUCUAAGCAGAUCGCGGCUAAACAUCGUUGAGGCAAUGGCAGACUACUUCGAGGACAUGGGUCACGAACCUACCGGCGCCGAGGGUCCUAAUGAUUUUGCCAAACACUAUAAACGCCUACAAGUGUUGGCCAUCAUGAAUGGCAUCGACAUGGAAAUUGAAGUGCCGGAGGCAUCAAAGCGUGCUAUUGCCGCUCUACCGGAGCACGUUAUUACCAAAGAGGAGGUGGCUGAGGAACUGGAAUGCGCCGUUUGUAAGCAGGCUGCGGAAAUCGAUGAGAAAUACAAGAUUUUGCCAUGCAAGCAUGAAUUUCACGAGGAGUGCGUCUUGUUGUGGCUGAAAAAGGCCAAUUCUUGUCCGAUGUGCCGCUAUGAAUUAGAAACAGAUGAUCCAGUCUAUGAGGAGUUGCGCGAGUUUCGCCAAGACGAAUCCAAUCGUCGCCAGCGUCAAAAUUACAUGAUGGAUUCCAUGUUUUCUUAAAUUCCAUGCUAAUGCACCUAAAUUUAUCAGUAUAUACAUAAACAUGUAUUUUAAGUGGAAAAAGGGUGGUGGUGGGUGAGGAAUGCACUUUUGGUGUGUACGCACCUGAAUAUUUUUGAAUAAAUU
Anastrepha ludens (Mexican fruit fly) is the source of this 664-nucleotide messenger RNA. Its product is annotated as E3 ubiquitin-protein ligase RNF181 homolog. Gene Ontology annotation, molecular function: ubiquitin protein ligase activity. The record is from RefSeq and is a predicted model, not a curated record. Gene Ontology annotation, biological process: protein ubiquitination. The transcript is spliced from 4 exons. Gene Ontology annotation, cellular component: cytoplasm. NCBI's taxonomy places the organism in Eukaryota, Metazoa, Arthropoda, Insecta, Diptera, Tephritidae. Bases 95 to 538 code for a protein of 147 amino acids.